CUUAACCACUGUGCCACCUGGGAAGCCCACCAUUGUAUUCUUGAGUCUCAGAAAUGAACUACCUUUUUGCUCAUAUGACUUUUGUCAUGUUUUUUUCUACAGGCAUUUUUUUUAACCAUCUGUGAAAACUUCCUGUAAUUCAUUUUUCCUCACUCCAGUAUUAAGAAUUAUACCAAAUUAAAAAGAUAUGAAUGAAUAUCCUAAAAAAAGAAAAAGGAAGACUUUACACCCUUCUCGUUAUUCAGAUUCCUCUGGAAUAAGCAGAAUUGCAGAUGGAUUCAAUGGCAUUUUUUCUGAUCAUUGUUAUAGUGUUUGUUCUAUGAGACAACCAGACUUAAAAUAUUUUGACAACAAAGAUGAUGAUUCUGAUACAGAGACAUCAAAUGACUUGCCAAAAUUUACAGAUGGAAUCAAGGCCAGAAACAGAAAUCAAAACUACCUGGUUCCCAGUCCUGUACUUAGAAUUCUAGAUCACACUGCCUUUUCUACAGAAAAAUCUGCUGAUAUUGAAAUUUGUGAUGAAGAGUGUGACUCCCCUGAAUCAGUCAACCAGCAAACUCAAGAGGAGAGCCCUAUAGAAGUUCACACUGCUGAAGAUGUUCCUAUUGCUGCAGAAGUGCAUGCAAUUUCUGAAGAUUAUGAUAUAGAGACAGAAAACAAUUCCUCUGAGAGUCUCCAAGACCAAACUGAUGAAGAGCCACCAGCUAAACUUUGCAAAAUUCUUGACAAGAGCCAAGCUUUUAAUGUGACUGCCCAGCAGAAAUGGCCUUUACUGAGAGCUAAUAGCAGUGGCCUCUAUAAAUGUGAACUUUGUGAGUUCAACAGCAAAUAUUUUUCUGAUUUAAAGCAGCAUAUGAUCUUGAAGCAUAAGCGUACUGAUUCAAAUGUCUGUCGAGUAUGCAAAGAAAGUUUCUCUACCAACAUGCUCCUGAUCGAACAUGCCAAACUGCAUGAAGAGGAUCCCUACAUUUGUAAAUACUGUGAUUAUAAGACAGUAAUUUUUGAGAACCUCAGCCAGCACAUUGCAGACACCCAUUUUAGUGAUCACCUUUAUUGGUGUGAGCAGUGUGAUGUACAGUUCUCCUCAAGCAGUGAACUCUACCUACAUUUCCAGGAACACAGCUGUGAUGAACAGUACUUGUGUCAGUUCUGUGAACAUGAAACGAAUGAUCCAGAAGACUUGCAUAGCCAUGUGCAUGUGGGAUCUUCCCGGACCAAGACUCGAACCCGUGUCCCCUGCAUUGGCAGGAGGAUUCUUAAUCACUGCACCACCAGGCAAGUCCUCUGCUCUUCUUUUGAGAACAGUUUUAGUUAUUGGUAGACUUUUUCUUCUUCCAUGUAAAUUUAGAAUUAGUUCCAAUUCCAUUUAAGUCUUGUUGGAAUUGCAUUAUAGUUAUGAUCAUUUUUGAGGGAAUCAACAUCUUUACAAUGUUAAAUCUUUUCUUUUGUAAACAUUGUCUAUUUCUCCAGUUACGUAGGUCUCUUUUAAUGUUUUUUUAAAUUUUUUCCACAAAGGUUGUGUGCGGCUUUUGUUAAGUCAAUUCCUAGAUUCUUUACAGUUUUGGUUGCUUUGACAUGCUAUCUUAUUUUCUAAUUGGCUACUGCAUGUAUAGGAAAACGUCUGAGUUUUGAAACAUGGAUUUUUGUAUACAGAAAUAAUGUUUUGGUUUUAAUCUUUUUAGUUCUAAUAGCUGUCUUUGCUUAAUUUUUAAUGUAAAUAACCAUAUAAUCUGCCAUAAAUUAUAUAUUUGUCUCUUUACUUCCAGUCUGAGAGUCCAAAUGGCUCUUUUUUCUUAUCAUCAAAUUUGUCAGCACUUCUACUACUACAAGGAGUAGAAAUAGCAUUAGCAGGCAUUUUUUUUUUGUUCCUAGCCUUAGAUGUAAGACUCCUGAAGUUUCACCAUUAAGUAUAUUUUCUGUAGGUUUUGAUAAGUGGCCUUUAGCAGUUUUCUUAGUUUUUAAAGACUUUUUAUUGUAAGUAGGUAUUAAACUUUAGCAAUGACUUUUUCUAUAGCUAUUGAGAUAAACAGGCGGGUUUUCUCCUUUAAGUCCGCGAAUAUGAAUUUCAUUGGUUGAUUUUCUAAUGUUGAAUUAUCUUUGUAUUUUUAGGAAAACUCUACCUGUACAAAAAUUUUUUUCUAAUACAAUGUCGGAUUCAGUUAGGUAAUAUUUCACAUAGGAUGUUUGCCUUAUUCAUACGUGUGAUUUUCUUUACUUACACCU
Molecule: messenger RNA, 2223 nt
Organism: Kogia breviceps (pygmy sperm whale)
Lineage: Eukaryota; Metazoa; Chordata; Mammalia; Artiodactyla; Physeteridae
Source: RefSeq, a predicted model, not a curated record